ACCCGCCAAAAAUCCACAUCCCAGAUCAUGGCUCAGUCGGAUGUAGUCAUCGUUGCUGCUGUCCGAACUCCCAUAGGCAGUUUCAUGGGAUCACUGUCACAUUUACGGGCACAUGAACUAGGAAGUAUUGUGAUUAAAGAAGCCUUGAAGCGGGCGGACGUUGACGCAAAAGAUGUUUCUGAAGUAAUUCUCGGACAGAGCCUACAAGCUGGGCAAGGUCAAAAUACGGCACGACAGGCAUCCAUAAACGCGGGAGUACCCAUAGAGGCACCGGCAUGGACCAUAAAUAUGCUGUGCGGUUCUGGACUUAAGUCGAUAGCGUGCGGGUACACAGCGAUCAAGACCGGGGAGGCGUCCAUCGUCGUGGCCGGAGGGCAAGAAAGCAUGAGCCAAGCCCCUCACGCCAUCCACAUGCGGGCCGGCAAGCGGCUCUUCAACGCCGAGCUCGUCGAUACCAUGAUCCACGACGGACUCACCGACGCCUUCGAAAACAUCCACAUGGUCAUCACAUCGGAAAAUAUCGCCGAGAAGCAUAAAAUAUCGAGAGAGGACCAGGAUCGGUUCGCUCUUGAGAGUCAAAGAAGAGCAGAAGUCGCGCAGAAAAAUGGGUACUUCGAGAAGGAAAUCGUCCCCGUGCCGAUUAAAGUUAAGAGGGAGGAGAAAAUAUUUUCGGAGGACGAGUUCCCGAAGCACGGUCUCACACUCGAGUCUCUCGCUCAACUAAAACCAGUUUUCUUAAAAGACGGGACGGUAACGCCAGGCAACGCCUCGGGCCUCAACGACGGGGCGGCAGCGGUGGUGCUGAUGAGCCGGGCGACAGCGGAGGCGCGCGGAACCCAGGUGCUGGCCAAGAUCGUGGGCUUGGCGACCGGCGGCGUGAGCCCGGCGCUCAUGGGCACAGGCCCGAUCCCGGCCGUGGAGAACCUCCUGGCCAAGGUCGGCUGGACCCUCCAAGAAGUGGACCUCUUCGAGCUCAACGAGGCCGCGGCCGCCCAGGCCUUGUCCGUCAACCGGGGGCUCGGGGUGGACCCGGCCAAGGUCAACGUCCACGGUGGCGCCAUCGCCCUCGGACACCCCCUCGGCGCCUCCGGCACCCGCGUCCUCGUCACCCUCAUCCACGCCCUCCAGCGGACCGGCGGUCGCAAGGGGGUUGCUAGUCUCUGCAUUGGCGGCGGUAUGGGUAUCGCUAUUGCCAUUGAGAUCCCUUGAGGGAUCUACCAUGAACCAUGCUCGGAGAGUCCUGAUUAUUGAAAUUGAUAGACAAAGUUAUAGACAAAACUAUAGACAAAACUAUAGACAAAGCUAUAGACAAA
This is a messenger RNA of Bemisia tabaci, 1313 nucleotides long. The record is from RefSeq and is a predicted model, not a curated record. NCBI's taxonomy places the organism in Eukaryota, Metazoa, Arthropoda, Insecta, Hemiptera, Aleyrodidae.